AUGCUCGCCGACAAUUUUCUGGCUGCAUCAGUUCAUUUCGCGUCGUUUGUCUCUUCAUAUCAUUUGAUAUUUCUUUUCGACAUUUUUCAAGAAGUAUUUAUUUAUUUAUUUUUAAUGAUCCUGCUUUCUUUUUCUCUCUUUCUUUCGAAUUUAUUUAGUAUUUCUCAUUUCUGUCAUUUUCUUCAUAUUCUGUCUUCUUCAAGUCAUUCUUUUCUUUGUUCCUGGUUUUCUCUUGGCACAUCUUCUCUUUUUUUCAUUCUUUCCUUCUUUCUUUCUUUCUUUCUUUCUUUCUUUCUUUUAUAUCUCUUUGCAUUUUUCGUUUUUGAUUCGUUAUUUCAUUAUAUUUUCUUUCUCUAUACAGUCCUUUUUGUAUUCUAUUUUCUACAUUUUUCUUUCUUCUUCCGUCUUUCUUUUCCCUUCUUUCUUUCUUUCUUUCUUUCUUUCUUUCUUUCUUUCUUUCUUUCUUUCUUUCUUUCUUCUCCCACUCAUUCGUUAUACUAUUUCUCUUUGCAUCUCAUCUUUGUUUCGUUGUGUUUGUCAGUUCUUUCUUUCGAUCUCAGAGUUACACUAUCCUUAAAUAAUAUUUCUUUCUUUCUUUCUUUCUUUCUUUCUUUCUUUCUUUCUUUAAUUAAUAUAUUUAUUUCUUAUUUCAAAUUUCUGUUUCUCUUUGUAUCUUUUUUCUUUGUUUCUUUAAACUAUUUCUAUUUGCCUCAUCCCCUUCUUUCUUUUUCUUUCUUUCUUUCUUUCUUUUUUACUUCUUUUUUCUUUGUCAUUUUUAUUUCUUUCCUUCUUCCGUUCUUUUUUGCUUCCUUAAUUUGCUUUUUCUUUCUUUCUUUCGUUCAUUAUUUAUUUUGUUUUUUCUUUCUUUUUCUUUUCGUUUUGCUUUCCUUCUUUUUCUUUCUUUACUUUUUCUUUCUAUUUCGUUUCUUUCUUUUUUCAUUCUUUCUUUCACUUUUGUAUAUUUCAUACUUCUCUUAUUUUUGCCCGAUUAUUAAUUCACAUCUUUCGUUUCAUUUCUUUUCCUUUAUUCAUUUUUUCUUUUUUUUUUUCGUUCUGAGAUAUUUGUGUGCAUGUUUUUAUAUCAGUUAUUAUUCGAUUUUUUCUUUGUUAUAUCAUUCAUUCCUACUCUUAAUUUUGUUUGUUUCAUUUUCAUCUCAUUCCUUCCUUAAUAUUAACAAUUCAUACGCCAUCUUAUUUCCUGUUUUCUCUCUCUCAUACUUACACCUUUGUUGUUUCUUUCUUUUUAUUUUCGUCGCCAUUUUCUUCCCAAUCACGCUUUCUUUCGGAAUCUGUCCUUCGGUUCAAAUACUGAGAUUUUCUUCUCUGAACUAUUUAUCCAUCCCUCCUUCCUAA
Acanthosepion pharaonis is the source of this 1353-nucleotide messenger RNA. The record is from the annotation of a GenBank genome assembly. NCBI's taxonomy places the organism in Eukaryota, Metazoa, Mollusca, Cephalopoda, Sepiida, Sepiidae.